AUGGUGGAUUCCCCAUCGGUUUCAGGGAACCGUUUACUGACAAGAACAGACUCCAUGCGCUUCUUUUCUUCAAGAGGAGUCAAGAGUUUUGCUUCCGGUUUCACGUUGGCUUCUAUCUUGCUUAUGCUCUUCCUCAUUCUAAAUCCUUCUAGCUACCAAUCAUCUCCAAGGCUCAGAAAUGCCUUCCAAUCUUCACGUGGUGGAUAUCAUUUCUCUAACGUCUUUGCUCACAUAUUCCCCAACUCUUCCUCUUCUCCACCCUCUCAUGAUCAAACUUCUAAGAAUGAUGAUGCAAUAGAUCUUAGGUUAGGGACUAGUGCUCCUUCUCCUUCUCAAAUUUCCAGAAAGGAAGGCUCUGGACUCACAGCAAAGGAGGAACAUAGAAUACAGGCACCACCACAAGAGCCUUCUCUCACUGCAUGGUCACCAUUACCAAUUCCUAUUACAUGGUCACCAUCACCGACUGCUUCUUCUCCAAAUGAGAAGCACAGUGAGCAAGAUUGGAUGGAAAUGUGGAAGGAUUGUGAUAUGUAUGAAGGGUCAUGGGUCAGAGAUGAUUCAUACCCUCUUUACAUUGCUGGCUCUUGUCCCUAUAUUGAUGAGCCUUUCAACUGUUUCCGCAAUGGUAAGAGUGAAAAUCUGUAUGAGAAGUACCGCUGGCAGCCCAAGAAUUGCAACGUGCCAAGUGAGAUGAGUAAUGUACGCAGGUUUAAAGCUAAUGACAUGUUGGAGAUGCUAAGAGGGAAACGUUUAGUUUUUGUUGGUGAUUCCCUCAAUAGGAAUAUGUGGGAAUCUCUGGUUUGUGUUCUUAGAAAUUCAGUGGAAGAUCAGAGCAGAUUGUUUGAAGCCUCUGGUAGAGAAGAAUUUCGAACUGAGGGUUCGUACUCAUUUAUCUUCCAAGAUUACAAUUGCUCAGUUGAGUUCUUUCGUUCGGUGUUUCUUGUUCAAGAGUGGGAGACUCCAGACCUGAAGGGAUCAACAAAAGAAACACUUCGUCUUGAUGUGCUUGAGAGAUCUUGUGAUAAGUACAAAGAUGCAGAUGUUCUUAUCUUUAACACAGGUCACUGGUGGACUCAUGAGAAAAGAAUAGAAGGUAAGGGAUAUUAUCAAGAAGGAAAUCAUAUCUAUGGACAAAUGAAUGUUGAGGAGGCAUUUCAUAAAGCUUUGUUGACAUGGGCACAGUGGAUAGAUUCUAAUAUUGAUCCUAAGAAAACUACAGUUUUCUUCAGGGGCUAUUCUCCAUCUCACUUCAGGGGUGGAGAAUGGAAUUCAGGUGGUAAGUGUGACAAUGAGACAGAACCACUGGAAAGUGAGUCUGACUUAGAAACUCCUGAAAUGAUGAUGACCAUUGACUCUAAACGAGAAUAUGACAGAAGAAACAAAAAGACAUAUGCUCACACACCAGGAUUGUAG
This is a messenger RNA of Glycine soja, 1413 nucleotides long. RefSeq names its product protein trichome birefringence-like. The transcript has 6 exons. The record is from RefSeq and is a predicted model, not a curated record. Gene Ontology annotation, cellular component: Golgi apparatus. Gene Ontology annotation, molecular function: O-acetyltransferase activity. NCBI's taxonomy places the organism in Eukaryota, Viridiplantae, Streptophyta, Magnoliopsida, Fabales, Fabaceae. Bases 1 to 1413 code for a protein of 470 amino acids.